UUUCUUUUUAUAGAAUCCCCAUUCCCCUCCUCGCCGCUUCAUCGCUCAAUCUCAGUCCUCGUUAAGGUUCGAAUCUUUCUCUCUCCCUUUCACUACUGUUGAAUUCUUUGGACUCAUUUCUCUCUGAGAUUUCGGGAAGAAACGGAAACACGCCGACAAUUGUCUGCUUCAAGAUCUGCAUCCUCAAUCUCGCUUCUGUGGGAGGCAAUGCAGUUCUUUUGGUAACAAUUACAAGCUGUAAACGAGGGAAGCAUCAUAUUUAGUGUUCUUGUUUUCUGUAAUUUCGUCUGGAGGCGAUUGGGGAUGAUUUAUCAUUUUUAUCCUUUUUUUCAGAUCAAUCAUUGAUUUGUUCUUUUCUGGGUUCUGAACAAUAGGCAUACACAUUUACCUUGUGCUGAGAUGACUUUGAGUAAUGGCAAAGUUGAGCCACUGAGUAGUUGUAAGGGAGAUUCGGAGACGCCUUUCAGGAUCUUCGUGGGGUAUGAUCCGCGUGAGGACAUUGCGUUUGAGGUGUGCCGCCACUCAAUCUUGAAGAGAUCUUCGAUUCCUGUUGAGAUCAUACCGAUCAAGCAGUCAGAUCUGAGAAAUAAUGGCUUGUAUUGGCGUGAAAGAGGCCAAUUUGAGAGCACCGAGUUUUCCUUCUCAAGAUUCCUGACUCCAUGCUUGGCCAAUUACAAAGGUUGGGCAAUGUUUGUGGAUUGUGAUUUCCUGUACUUGGCAGAUAUUAAGGAACUGAGAGACUUGAUUGAUGAAAAGUAUGCCAUAAUGUGUGUUCAACAUGACUACGCUCCAAAGGAGACAACAAAAAUGGAUGGAGCGGUUCAAACAGUGUAUCCCAGAAAGAAUUGGUCUUCGAUGGUGUUGUACAAUUGUGGGCAUCCCAAGAACAGUGUCCUUACGCCUCAAACUGUGAAUAAAGAAAGUGGUGCUUUCCUUCACAGGUUUCAGUGGCUUGAAGAUCAUGAAAUGGGGUCAAUCCCAUUUGUGUGGAACUUCCUUGAGGGUCAUAACAGAGUGGUUCCGGAUGAUCUAACCACAUUCCCAAAGGCCAUCCAUUAUACUCGUGGAGGGCCAUGGUUUGAAGCUUGGAAAAGCUGUGACUUUGCUGAUCUCUGGCUUAAUGAGAGGGAAGAGUACCUAAAGAAACAGAAAAAAGAAACUGCUAGUUAGAUUGAUUGAAUUAGCUCAUGCUACGGUCUAGUAUAAUUAUGCAUCCCCGAUAUUGUUGCUUGUAUUUUGUUGAGAGUUAUGUGUCAUUUAUGAUUCUUUAUUCCAAAAUUUGUUGUGUAAAUUUGAACUCACGUUAUGAUGGCUACAAGAGAGUUUAGUAUUUUUAAUU
Neltuma alba is the source of this 1339-nucleotide messenger RNA. Its product is annotated as protein CDI. The transcript has 2 exons. Lineage: Eukaryota; Viridiplantae; Streptophyta; Magnoliopsida; Fabales; Fabaceae. The record is from RefSeq and is a predicted model, not a curated record. Bases 400 to 1170 code for a protein of 256 amino acids.